This is a messenger RNA of Triticum urartu, 1601 nucleotides long. RefSeq names its product polyadenylate-binding protein 2-binding protein (gene MRL7). Lineage: Eukaryota; Viridiplantae; Streptophyta; Magnoliopsida; Poales; Poaceae. Gene Ontology annotation, cellular component: chloroplast stroma. The record is from RefSeq and is a predicted model, not a curated record. Gene Ontology annotation, biological process: chloroplast organization; regulation of DNA-templated transcription.
CACCAGCGCAGCCGGUAGCCACUGGAACCCAGCCGCUCCCUUUCUUCUCCGUCGGCUUCUGCCGUCUUCCCGGCGCGCAAUGCUUCGUCUCCCCGCUCUCCUCCCUCUUAAACCCUCGGCCCCGACCACCGGCCUAAACCCCACCCGGCGCAGCCAUGGCCACCGCGGCCCCAAACGCCUCCUCGCUUCCUCCACCACGCCGCCGCCACCGCCGCCGCCGCCGCGACGGACUCCCAAUCCAGCCACGGCCCCGAAACCCCCGAAGCCCGAACCCCGCGCGGGCCCCCAGAAUCCAGAAGGCGCCGCCGCGGAGUUCCCCACAACCAAGCCCCGCAAACCACGCCGCGGUCGCCGAAGCGAGGCGGCCGCCGUGGAGGACUUCGUCCGCGACCGCCUCGAGCAGGUCUUCGCCUCCAUCCAGGAGCGCGACCCCGAGGUCCUCCAAGGCAAAGGCGACAUCUUGAAGCCAAAGGAGGAGGAGGAGCGGGCUUCCGGCGAGGAGCCCGGGGAGGAAGAUGGGGAGCAGAAGACGGUGGUGGAGGAGGAGGACCCGAGCUGGCCACUGGACGCCGACGUCGGGUGGGGGGUCCGGGCGUCGGAGUACUUCGACAAGCAUUCCAUCAAGAACGUGACGGUGGACGGCGUGGAGAUCGAUUGGGAAGGAGAGGUCGACCGGGGCUGGGUCAAGGAGAUCAACUGCUUGGAGUGGGAGAGCUUCGCCUUCCACCCCAGCCCCCUUAUCGUCCUAGUCUUCGAGCGCUACAACAGGGCGGCUGACAAUUGGAGGUUCCUUCAAGAAUUGGAGAAGGCUACUAAGGUAUAUUGGGAUACAAAAGAUCGGCUACCUCCACGGACUGUGAAGAUUGAUCUGAACAUCGAGAGAGACCUGGCAUAUGCACUCCAAGCAAAGGAAUGCCCGCAAUUGCUGUUCUUGAGAGGAAACAAAAUCCUAUACAGAGAAAAAGAGAUAAGAACAGCUGACGAACUAGUUCAAAUGAUUGCCUAUUUCUACUACAAUGCAAAGAGACCAUCAUGUGUCAAUCCCGAAGCCCUUGCUCCUUCAUUCUAAGUUCCUGGAAAGUAUUAUUAAGUUCAUGUUCUGGGAGAAGAGGCUGAGUCUCCAAGUUUGAUGUUACCUGGAUAAGAUGCGAAAGGGGACAUUUUGGAUGCCUAUAGUGGAAAGGGAACUGAGAAAAAUCGUCUCGACGGGUUGUGUCAAGCAAGGAAGGUGUGACAACAAACAUGUAUUUUGAUAUUCAGCAGUCUUUUGUAGUGUAAUUUAGUAUCUAAGAGUAUAUUUCUCAGUUUCUAGUAGUGAUGUUCUAGAUAGGACCAGUGGCGAAGCUAGAAGAUCAGAGGAUUUGGGGUUAGCUACGUGUUUUAAGGUGCAAUUUCCACUAGUGAGCAAUGACAAAGACUAGAUUACUGAAGGAUGUAUGGAUUCCAUUGGGACCAAAUAGCUGUAUACCAGAUUCGCCCUGGAUAGGAAAGUGUUGAGUGACAGCUUCAUCUUCUAAAUGCAUACAGUAUCGAGAUCAUUUACAGAUUAUUAUUUUCCUGGCUAAAAGAAGUCACCAGGACUCCCAGUUCCACUGCUGAAA